AUGCACAAGAAUGCCUCGCCAAUCAUCUCAGACGCUAGUCCCAUGUCUUCAACUUCAACUCAGGCUCCUAAAGUUCUCGCACCACCACAGAUAGCCUGUGGCUAUCACACCAAUAUGCCAUAUCUCCAGGGUUUCUUGAAAAGAACCCCAGCGGACGAGGUCGAACAAGGACUUGCAGUCCUGGCAGUCGUUGGCUGGUGGCUAGACCUUCCACUCGACCAGCGUCGUAGUGCCCCGCAACCCUACACACUUCUCCGAACGACCACGACGUUAUUCUCGUCACGCGAAUCGAGACUCUUAGAACACCGCAAGAUGUCGAGGAUAAACUCCAGGAACUGGUCGCAGACAGAGCCAAAUGCUCCAAGUUUAUUGAAGGCAUAUGCGCAGCGGAGGAGAAACAGGUUGAGUUUGAUAGGAUGCAGAUGUCGUUCGAGAUGA
Cyclocybe aegerita is the source of this 438-nucleotide messenger RNA. The record is from the annotation of a GenBank genome assembly. NCBI's taxonomy places the organism in Eukaryota, Fungi, Basidiomycota, Agaricomycetes, Agaricales, Hemipholiotaceae.